AUGGCCGCCCGGCCGCCGCGGCUGCUGGCGGGGCCGGGAAGGCGGAGAGGCGCGGCGGAGGCGCGGAUCCUGCUUGUCCUUCUGUGGUUCGCGGGUGCAGCCGUGGAGGGAGCGGCGGGCACGGAGCCGCCGCUGAAGUGCGACGAGCUGAGGCUGGGGCAAUAUAUGUGCGACGAGCCUAAAAUAGACAAUAGUACCCAAGAACCAAUGAAUUGCACAAAUCACACAGCAUAUGUUCAGUGUCUGCCAGCACCAAAUAUUACUUGCAAAGAUCACCUUGGUGUAGAAAAAGUCUUUACAGGACAUGAAGUUGGAUUUUACAAGCCUAUUGCGUGUCGCAAUGUAAAUGGAUAUUCAUACAAAGUGGCAGUGGCUCUGUCCUUAUUUCUUGGAUGGCUUGGAGCAGAUAGAUUUUAUCUAGGCUAUCCUGCAUUAGGUUUGUUGAAGUUUUGCACUGUAGGAUUUUGUGGAAUAGGGAGCCUAAUUGAUUUCAUACUUAUUUCAAUGCAGAUUGUCGGACCUUCGGAUGGCUCUAGUUACAUUAUAGAUUACUAUGGAGCAAGGCUUACAAGGCUCACUAUUACCAAUGCCACAUUCAGGAAAAUGCAGACCUAUCCUUAACCUUGGCAGUAAGUGUCACAAAUAGGUGCAUUUCAGUUCCACAGAUGGAUCCAGUCGUCCACUGAAAUUGCUGAUGACUUAUUAAUUACACUUCAUCAGAACUGAAUACUAAAUGUACAUGGAACAAAGAUGAUAAAAUAUGAAAAUUCCUCAAGUGAAUGAGUUUACCUCAAAGGCGCCAAGUUUCUUUGUGACUGCUCUAUUUCUGUGAGCACAUGGUUUGUUGCCAAGUUGUACCAUUUGUGAAAUGUGCAGACUUCUGCAAUUUGCACUGACGUUCUUCUGUGUCUGUAAGUAUAAUUUAGAGUGUUAUAGAGAGGUGGAGAAAGAUUUGUUCAGAACAACUAUGCUGAUCUUUAGUCCGUCGAAAUUGAUGAGGGUUUUAGCAUGGCUGGGCCAGGAUUAUACUUGGGGUCUGGUUUUGAAGCUAUGUGUAGCAGUUUGUAAAUGAACUUAAAUAUCCCAAACCGCAGAAACGGCCUUUCUAUCCUGUUAGUUAAAAUCCAGAUGGCCCUAAAUCUUGUGCUGAUGGAUCCUUUGAAAUUCCAUUAAUUUAAAUAAUUAUUUCUCUAAAGGUUAAAGACAAAUUUUGGACAAGUUGCAAAAUCUGGAGAGUGCUGAUCACCAUUAGAAAUAUGGAGGCAUAGAAAAAUAGAACUGUAGAUAAUAAAUCACAAAAAGGGAGUGUGGAUGUUGGGGUGCCCUAAGGUUAGAAUAGGGAAUAAUCAUUCUGCUUAUUUUGAUUUUUUCCCCUCUGCAGCCAUCUGUAGUGAAAUACUUACCUUCUAUUUCUGAAAAGAAAGUGGUGUAUGUAUUUUACAGCUACAGAGUGUCAAAAAAGUGAAUUCUUUGUACUAACAAAGCCCUUAAAAGGAUGUUGGUUUAGAUCAGUUGUGUUUCAGUGGAAUGAGUUCUGUGUCCUUCAAAGUUGUUUGACCAAAGUCUUUACAAUACCCAAGAUUUACCUAGAUAUUCCUUUGAAGAAAAGUGUAUGCACACAGAGACACCUUAACAGAAUCUUUGUGUUAUUUGACCAAUUUUAAACAUUCCCUUCUCCUUCUCAUGAAAACUGGCAAGAACUGAGUGAGAAAUCCAUGUGAUACAAGCUAUAGUGUAGAUAGUUUUCAAAACUUUGGGGCAUUCUUUUGUUGGUUUUUUUUCAGAUGAAACUUUCAAAAUGGUUCUCGUGUGUCCACAAAAAGGUAUUUGUAAGGGAAUUGCAAAAAAUGAGAUUCCCAGAUUGAUCUUUAAAAGUGCAAUUUGUGGGUUUUAGACUCUCUUAAACCUACACUGGCUGGUGCACAGAAAGCUUUGUAAAGAACUCAAGUUUUUUUCUAAAUCAGCAUAACCUGACAUAUGUAAUGAGAAUAAAUCACGGGGAGUGUUUUGUGCUUAACACUAAUUCUUUCCUUCACACAAGGAAGAUGUAGUUUUGGAAUACUUGCGUUCUACUUCUGGGUUCAAAAAGACAAGAACGCUGUUAGCUUCGUUCACUUGCCUGAUAUUUGUUUUAUCUCCCUUUUGGUUCUCACUGGAUGCUGUUUGUACAUUUUUGUUUCCUGAAACUCUCUCAGAAACAGACAGGAAGUGGAUGGAAAAUAACUGUUUGAACCAAAUAAAAUCUCAUGGCUAAG
This is a messenger RNA of Neopsephotus bourkii (Bourke's parrot), 2255 nucleotides long. It is a transcript of the gene TM2D1, whose product is annotated as TM2 domain containing 1. NCBI's taxonomy places the organism in Eukaryota, Metazoa, Chordata, Aves, Psittaciformes, Psittacidae. The record is from RefSeq and is a predicted model, not a curated record. The transcript has 6 exons. Bases 1 to 621 code for a protein of 206 amino acids.